CUGUCUGAUGUGAGGAAGGCUGAACUGAAAACAACUGUGGCUCAGGGUGGGACUCUGAAGGCCGACGGCUGGCUUCUCGUUUCCUCCCGGGAUUCCCUUAUUUAAUCACUUCAGCAUCCCCAGCCCACAUGUAACGUGACGACUCAAAGUAAUCGGUCGACAGAAGGUGGAUAUUCGUGGAAAGCUGAGCUGAAGUCCGUGCGGAACCGAGUGAAAAAACAGACAUGGACGAGAAGGCGUUUUCGAAAGAGCUCGAUCAGUGGAUUGAACAGCUCAAUGAAUGCAAACAGCUCUCGGAAAACCAAGUCAAGAGCCUCUGUGAGAAGGCUAAAGAGAUCCUGACGAAGGAGUCUAAUGUGCAGGAGGUGCGGUGUCCGGUCACCGUGUGUGGAGAUGUACACGGACAGUUUCACGACCUGAUGGAGCUCUUCAGGAUCGGAGGGAAGUCACCAGACACAAACUACCUGUUCAUGGGAGACUAUGUGGACCGAGGCUAUUACUCUGUGGAGACCGUCACGCUGCUCGUCGCUCUCAAGGUAAGGUACCGUGAACGCAUUACAAUACUUCGAGGGAACCACGAGAGCAGACAGAUCACACAAGUGUACGGCUUUUAUGACGAAUGCUUACGGAAAUAUGGCAACGCAAACGUUUGGAAAUACUUCACAGACCUCUUCGAUUACCUUCCCCUCACUGCUCUGGUCGAUGGUCAGAUCUUCUGUCUUCACGGAGGAUUGUCACCGUCCAUAGACACUCUGGAUCACAUCCGAGCGCUGGAUCGUUUACAGGAAGUUCCUCAUGAGGGACCCAUGUGUGAUCUGUUGUGGUCUGACCCAGAUGAUCGCGGAGGUUGGGGUAUUUCUCCGAGAGGUGCAGGCUACACCUUUGGGCAGGACAUCUCUGAGACGUUCAACCACGCUAACGGCCUCACGCUGGUCUCCAGAGCUCACCAGCUGGUGAUGGAGGGGUACAACUGGUGCCAUGAUCGCAACGUGGUGACGAUUUUCAGCGCGCCCAACUACUGCUACCGCUGUGGGAACCAGGCGGCCAUCAUGGAGCUGGACGACACGCUCAAGUACUCGUUCCUGCAGUUCGACCCCGCGCCGCGCAGAGGAGAGCCGCAUGUCACCCGCCGGACCCCCGACUACUUCCUGUGAACCCAGUAUUGCCAUGAGAGUAUAAUCAUCAUCAUUCAGUUUAACAUAAGGGGAGAGGAAAGGGCAACAGUAUAGAAAGAUAAGAGAAAACUGAUCCAGUGAGAAAUGUCUGUGGACCAAAAGGUGUGUGCCAUAUCCGAAGCGAUCGGGCUCCACGAGCCUCAGACCUCUGCUCUGCUUCUGUCCUGCUAUCUUUAGAUGAACACAGGCUGUGAAACACAGGUCUCCUUCAUGAACCCUGUUUGUGUCUUUUCUUUUUCUUUUUUUAUGUCUGUUUGCACUUUUUUUUUUUUUUUUUUUCAGUCGGUUUUCCAGUUUAUUUCCAUGUUCCAUAGGUGAUUAGAUGCUUUUAUAUCCUAACGAGCAGGCUAUAAUCUUUCCUACGGUGAACAUGUUAAAUAUGCCAACUAAAGAUGUGUGGCAGACUGAGAUGGCAUGCUGUCGUCUGAAUCCUGGAAUCGCUUCACGUGAUGGUUCUGUGUCUGUAUAAAGGGUACCAGUUCAAGAAUAAAGAUGGAUCUUGCUCCUG
This is a messenger RNA of Carassius gibelio (silver crucian carp), 1683 nucleotides long. Its product is annotated as serine/threonine-protein phosphatase 2A catalytic subunit alpha isoform. The transcript is spliced from 7 exons. Gene Ontology annotation, biological process: mitotic cell cycle; peptidyl-serine dephosphorylation. Bases 225 to 1154 code for a protein of 309 amino acids. Gene Ontology annotation, molecular function: protein serine/threonine phosphatase activity. Gene Ontology annotation, cellular component: cytosol. Lineage: Eukaryota; Metazoa; Chordata; Actinopteri; Cypriniformes; Cyprinidae. The record is from RefSeq and is a predicted model, not a curated record.